UCUCCUUCAGUUUCAAAUAAAAAAACCUUCAGCCAUAGCGCCGCCAUGCCUCCGACGGCAGUCGCUGCGGCUAUAAACACAAAAACCAACGCAGAGAUGAUGAAUCUCCAUAGCGGCGAUGAAGAAGACGACGGCGCCGCCGCCGCACCUAGGAAAUGGCUGGAAGGAGGCGAAUCUAAAAGGGGUUGAGUGGAAAUCAUAACGGAGAAUCUCCAAAAAAUCAAGGAUUUCGCGAUGUGAAGAGCGAAUCGAGCAACAACAACCUUUAAUCGGCGGAAGUGACGGUGAUGAGCGGCGGUGGAAAGCUUUUCAGCAUCGAAGAAUUUGCAGAAAAUAGAGAGUGAUGAAGUUUCUGCGGUUUUAAGAUUCAGAGAAUGGUGAUGAAGAUCUUGCAGAGGAUAGGUAGAGUUUUCUUGUUAUAUGUUCUGUUAAGCUCUUAUUGGCAUUGGAUGUGGGGUGAGAUUGUUGGAAACUGAUAUAGCAGCAGGGCGGGGAGUCAUAGAUAAGUCCAUGUUAACUUGAUUGUUAUGUUAUUAUGCUACUUUGUAUACAAUAAGUCAUAAGUCAUCCUUGGAUUUACAUGUAAAUGAAAAAUAUUAUUUUACAUUUUCAGUUUGUGUAAUCUUUUGUCAUUCAACAGAAUCAUUGAGUUUUCCAUAGAGAUGAUGAUUCUCAUUUAUGUAUUAACUGAGUUUGGCGGUUUUGUAUUACAGAGAAGCCAAGGUGCUUGGACAUCUAAAUUGUUGGCGAAAUGCUUUCCUUUGAGAUGAAUGAUCGAAAAAAGAUUGGAUUAGGAUUAACCGGCUUUGGUAUAUUUUUCUCUUUCCUUGGGGUUAUCUUCUUCUUCGACAAGGGAUUGCUUGGCAUGGGAAAUAUCUUGUUUGUUUCUGGAGUGUCCAUAACCAUCAGGCUGAAGUCCACUAUGCAAUUCUUCAUGAAACGAAGUAAUUUUAAGGGAACAAUCUCAUUUGGUAUUGGGUUCUUGAUUCUCAUGUUUGGAUGGCCUAUUUUGGGCAUGAUUAUUGAGGCUUAUGGGUUCAUCGUUCUAUUUAGAUCUCUAGUCUUGCAAGGAGCAAUUCAAGAAAAUGCAGGAAUUCAUAGCAGGAAGAAGUUCCAAGAAACAGUCCAAACUAUAGGGCUGGGCUAUGUUCACACUUUAGUGAAAAGAGCAAGCAUAUUUAUGUGGAGUGUCACUUGUUGAAGACUGAGACUAGAAUCAAAGUGCAGAGGAUUUUAUUGUUCGUAACAUCUUAUUUAUAAUAGUUGAGAUUCUUGCAUUGUCAAUAGAUAUAGACAACAUUGGAUGAAUAACAUG
Vicia villosa (hairy vetch) is the source of this 1315-nucleotide messenger RNA. RefSeq names its product vesicle transport protein GOT1-like. Bases 752 to 1201 code for a protein of 149 amino acids. Gene Ontology annotation, biological process: endoplasmic reticulum to Golgi vesicle-mediated transport; retrograde transport, endosome to Golgi. NCBI's taxonomy places the organism in Eukaryota, Viridiplantae, Streptophyta, Magnoliopsida, Fabales, Fabaceae. The record is from RefSeq and is a predicted model, not a curated record. The transcript has 9 exons.